Messenger RNA from Rotaria sordida, 1335 nucleotides. The record is from the annotation of a GenBank genome assembly. Lineage: Eukaryota; Metazoa; Rotifera; Eurotatoria; Philodinida; Philodinidae.
AUGAGUAACCAAUCAAUCUAUAUAUCAAUGAAACUACCCAUGGAUGAUGAAUUAUAUAUUGUUGAUUUUCAUCCAAUAUAUGAUCGUCAGAAAGUUCAUUUUAUUACAACUUAUCUCUGUUCGAAACCAUAUACAGUAGAUGAAAAUUUUUGGUUUGACUAUCAACCAUGUUAUGACAUGGAUUCAUCAAUGAUCAUCUAUGAAUGGUAUUAUAACAUACCUGCUGUACAAUGGCCUGAAGUGGCUGGUUUUCGAGUAGGAACUAAUACACCAUAUCAAUAUAUUGUUAUUCAUAUACAAUAUUUUCAAUCUAUCAUAAAUAAUAUAUAUGGUGAACAAAUAACUAUGACUCGUACAAGACCAAAAUAUCAAAUAGGAAUUUAUCAAAUAGCAACAAAUUCAUUUGAUUUUCAAAAAAAGCAUGCUGAUUUUUCUUGUCAAUAUCAUUCAUCAUCAAUACAAAUAUUUUCUACUCAAUUAUAUUCAAUAUAUGAAGGUCUUAGUAUUUCAUUAUAUCGUGUACGAAAUCAUGAAUUACAAUCGAUAAUUAAAGGAAAUCUUCAUUGGCCUCAAACUUUUUAUCAAUUAAAAAAUUCAAUUGAUAUUAAAGCUAAUGAUUAUUUAAUUGGUACUUGUAUAUAUGAGCAGAAAUCUUCAAAAUAUCUUCGAUACGAUCGUUCUGAUGUAAUUUGUCAAAUAACAAUAAUGUUUUGGAUGGAACAAGAAGAUGAAAUACCAAUAGAACAGUGUUGGAAUAAUGAUUUUUCUCGAAUUUUUAAUCGUUACCUUCCAGAUAAUGCAAAUAUUCCACCACAAACAUUAUUUGAUAUUAAUCCAACAUAUCCAAAAUUAACACCAAAUCAAUGGGUAAUAAUGAAUAAAAAUAUAUCCAUAACAAUAUCAAAAUCGAUAAAUAAUAAUACAAAUAUAGUAUUUUUAACAUAUUCAAAAAUUAAUUUUCGUCAAGAAAUUAUUCGUCUUGUACGUAAUUAUUAUUCAUUACUUUUAAUUUCAAUAUUAAUAUUAACAGCGAUAAUCGGUUCGAUAAUAUUGAUUAUUAUAAUUAUUAGAAAUCCAUCAUGUCGACAUAAAAAAUAUUUCUUAAGAAAUAAAACUCAAUCAAAAGCUAUUGCAGUUGGAGGUGAAACAAGUUCAUUGAGUGAAUGGCUUACAAAACGACGAUUUCAACAAUAUGAUCAAGAUAAUUUUGAUCAUGUUGAAAGACAACCAUUAACAGAUAUACGUCGAUGGACUACAUCAAGUGAAGAAAGUGACUUGUCCGAUAAUGAAGUUUUUAGUUCAACUAAUUUUCAAAAUAUUAUACUUAAAAAUUGA